CGUAACAGUUUCGAGUGUAUCGAGGGAAUAUAUCACCAUCACUUGAAAGAAGUCGGAGCAGCAGAAUUCUAGAAGAAUGUCUGAACAAACGGACUCAACUACAGCUGAAUAUUGGGCCGAUCGUUGGAAGGAAGGGCAUACGGGCUGGCAUCGGCAAGAAGUAAACGCAUAUCUAAUCAAGUAUGUUCACGAGCUCACCGCUGGAAGACCUAAAGUGCGGGUGUUCGUGCCUCUUUGCGGCAAGUCAGUCGAUAUGUUGUGGUUAGCCGACCAAGGACACACUGUAGUAGGGGUAGAGGUUGCUAGAAAAGCAAUUGAAACUUUCUUCUCCGAGAAUAAUCUGAGUUUUACCGUGGAAAUCGUUAAAAUGGCCACAGACAACGAACCAGUUGACAAGUACACGUGCAACGAAAAGGCUAUUACGAUCUUUUGCUGUAAUCUGUUCAGUAUUGCGGAAGAUGAUGUCGGUGGUAGAUUUGACGCUAUUUGGGACCGAGGAUCCUUGUCUGCGGUUGCUCCUGCAUUCGACGAUAAUGGCAAACGAUAUACGAAAAAGAUGCGUUCACUUCUCGCCAGUGAUGGAAACUACAUGUUAGAAAGCCAUUACUAUGAAAUUGACCGAGGAAUGAGACCACCAGCCUGCAUUUCUGAAGAGCUUAGGAACAAAAUUUACGGAGAGGAUUUUAUCAUCAGAGAGCUGGAAAUAAAUAGGCUCGAAGAAGAUCCUAACAGAAGCUUAUCCUUCGCUUUAGAUCUGCACUAUCAUUUAUUCAAACCGAAGGAAAACUAAUGAAUGCAUCUGAAUGUAUUACCUCAAAUUAAUUAACCCAGCUGAUGCCGAUUGCUGGGAAUGCAUGAGUUUUCUUCGUGAGAGACAUUAGAACUGAUGUGAUUUUAUCACACUUUGUUUACUAUUGAUUCCCAAAUCUAUUUGUUGUUGUUUUUUUGGAGACAUUCCAUAUUUUGUGCAGAAGUCAACACUAGAGUAAUUUAGUGAGGACUCAUUUGUGAGAUGAAUGUGGUUGGUAUGUGACAAUGUAGGGAAAGUGAAAUUCUGGUUUUUGGCUAAAUAGGUUAAUGCAGAACUCUUAAAGUUAUCAUUUUGGUUGCAAGACUCAGGGAGUAAGAGGUAAAAAAAAUAGACCUGGUAGCAUUUUGCCUUGAACCCAAACUGGAGCAUGUUAGUCUGUAGUGCAGGAAUUUUGCCAGGGAGGACAAGUAAGUAUUACAAGCUUGUUGUGAUCAAAUCUUCAUCUCCCCAAUCUCGCACUGCAGUAAAAUUCAAAGAUGGCAGCUGAACAUUUGUCAAAGAAAUAGUCUCUGCUCUCUUGGCAAAGCUGCACCUUCACUACAGGCUAAGAGCCUGGCCUCCUGCAGGUAUGAGUGAGCUUCUCCAUUAAAAGAGGUACAUGAAAAUAUGGAGCAUCAAAAAACUCAGCUGGGAAUUUUGAUCACCAAUAAAAAUUUUGGUUUUUGUUCUGCACUUCAAUUUAGGCAUUGUACAAACUUUCUCAACUGUUUGCUUAUGCCAAGCAAGGCCAUUUCUUUAGAUGAUGUAUCAUAAAGCUUUAAUGAGCAGUAUUGGAAGAUGGAAUUAAAGUUGUUUCAUUGAA
Molecule: messenger RNA, 1613 nt
Organism: Stylophora pistillata
Lineage: Eukaryota; Metazoa; Cnidaria; Anthozoa; Scleractinia; Pocilloporidae
Product: putative thiopurine S-methyltransferase
Molecular function (GO): thiopurine S-methyltransferase activity
Source: RefSeq, a predicted model, not a curated record